CUGCUCUAAAUAUACCCACUAAGACAUUGAAUUACAGAGACAGCCAAUUUCAAUACUUGUCUCUAAAAUAAAACCGAUGACAAUAACAAAAAAUAAUUCCCGCGGAAAAUGAUAGAAAAACUCACCUUGAGAAUUACCUAACUCUUUUCGCGGAGACUAAAGAAGCUCUGACACGUAAAUAGAACAAUAGACCAUUGAAAACUUACAACGAUAGAACAAUGGAAUUUCUAAAAACAGAAGUUUUACAUUUUUAUGUGCACACGUUUCGUUCGUAUCAGAUAUCUGCUAACAAGCGAAGAAAAAGCAACUUUGGCGUUCAGAAAUAUAUUUUUUCACGUUUAUUUAAUAAAAAAAUCCACAUUAACGACAACACGAACAAUGGCAUCGAAUAAUUACAUAAAUAUAUACCCUACUACAACACCCAGCAACACGAGUCCAAACACACCGGAAGACAUAUUCCUUACACAAGACGUGUUCCGAAAUCAAGAAGUUCUCGUGACCGUAGAUAAAUUAGAAUUAGAAAUACUAAGGCACAGUACCACCCUGGAACCCGAAGACAAAAAAGAAGGAGACACAACACAAAAAGACGAAGAACUAAGUGACAGCCAAAUGCUAGAAACGACUCUUACGGCCUGAUGGUUCCAUAUCAGUGGUGGAACUUUAAUAGCUUCCACUGCGAAACAAUAGCAGAUUAAGAAAAAAAAGACAUUUGAAGAUUGAAAGAUGGUGAAAACUUCGAAUAAAAAAAAGUUAGUGAAGAUAAGUAAACUGAAGAAUAUCAGAACAUUUAUUUUAAAAAGCAAUAAUAUAUUGUAAUUGUUUGUUUAAGACUGUUAGCACCAAUAUAUAACUUUUUUUAAUGUUUUUUGUAAAUUUUUA
Molecule: messenger RNA, 879 nt
Organism: Hydra vulgaris (swiftwater hydra)
Lineage: Eukaryota; Metazoa; Cnidaria; Hydrozoa; Anthoathecata; Hydridae
Source: RefSeq, a predicted model, not a curated record